GAAGCCAGAUUGCCGUCUAAUCAUAUCCUUCCUUGCAAAACUUUUUGUUUCUCCUGUCUUUGGAUACAAAUCACAUGGUUUUGAUUCUAGUGGAUGGUGUGUGAACUGGGUGCAAGAACAUUUUAGCAGUUUUGUGGAAUCUACGAGUGGGCAUAAAGAGCUCUAUUUCCUUUCCCCUUGAACACAGACUCCUCUAUGAAGUUAUAUUUAUAACAUCUAUGAAUAUAUGGAUGCAUUACUGAUAAUGCUGCUAUUUUUAUAGGAUCAUGGGAGAGAGAUAAAGGUCAUGUAUGUUGAGCUGGUUGCUAAUCAAUUCCUACGCCAGGUUCUCACUCUUCAACCUCUCGAAGUCAAUUCCUACGCCAAGUUUCUAUGCAUGAUGAUGAAUCUUAUGGUAACCUUAACUUGCAAAGAAGUCUUUUUGAUUCCUGGAAAUAAUAGAAUGAAUCCAUGAGUUUACGUUUUGAAUUUCUAUACUGUUUAUAGUUUAGAUUUCAGCUUCCAAAUCUACUUAUUUGUUGACUAUGACACAAACCCAUUAAGGUUUCUUUUCAAGGUGGCUAUUUCCCCCCUAUCCCAAACUUCAUAUUUUCCUCAUGCUUUGAAAAUCUGCUAGAUUUGGAUUUUGUAUGCUGUGUUUAACUAUUUCUAACUUCCAUUUUUGUUGUGGUUGACUUUACCUGAGAGAUGGUUCGGGUUCUUGUGGCCACCUCAGUAAGGGAAAGCAACUGCAGGGGCACAAGAGGAUGCACUGCUAAAGCUGAUGGAUGCUACAUGUAGACGUGCCACUGCUCCGCCGGCACCCCCAGAUGGCCUAUGUCUUGUUGAUGUAGGAUAUACUGAGUUUGAUCCACAAAACUGCCUCAUUCCCGAGAGCAUAUCUUAUGUCAAAUUCACACAAUUGUUGCUUUUAGCCUCCUCCUUAGCGGACGUGUCAUGCACAUAUGAGCUUUAGGACUACUGGGAUUUUGAGUGAUCCUACAUGAAAAACUCUGUUUCCAAUGACUAUAAGAACGAAAAAGAGAAAAGAAAUUUAUACUAUUGUUUGCAUAGUUGGUAAUGUCAUUACUUUGUUUAUUCGUAUAACACACACACUUCUAUAAGCAGGUAUCGUUUUUCUGUUCAAAAUGCCAAAUAGAUGAGAGAAAACAGGGUGAUUUUAUACUUGGUGUAGGUGCUGGUUUUGUGAGCUAUAUCAGCUAAUUCUAGAACUAAAAGAAAAGAAAAAUGAAACUAAAACUAAUUGUCUCCUGCAGGAAUUGCAGCUUAAUUCUUCGGAGCAGCCAUUUUGUAAGGGGGGAGGCUUGGAUUUCGGAGGAAGAUAAUUGGAAAAAUGUGUUAUCACACAAGGAGUGAAAAGCUGAACACAGAAAUAGGCAAAGAAAGGGCUUAGCUUUGAAUCCAAUUCAAGGGAAGACCGGAGAUCUCUGAUCUAAAUCUACACCUCACUCAUGCAUUCUAACAAAGAGAUUUGACUUUGUCAGAACUUUAUGCACAACCCUUCUUUCAUUUGCUUUUUGAAGACAGCCUAUACUAACCUCUCCUAUUCUUAGCAAACCAAUUGUCUCUUCCUCUCUGUCUCUCUCCUCUCUUUCUUCCUAUGCCAUCAAAACUUCACCACCUUCCCAAGCUUCCUCUCCACCCCCUCCCACCCCAACAUUAUAGUCCUCUGUUGAAGCCAUUCUUGACUGCAAAGGGCGCGCAUGCCCCUCCACCAGUGCGCGUCCCACCACACUGUAGCAUCAUGGCUUUUAAAGAUAAACCCUCAUUUGUUCUUGUCUUUCUACUUGUAUCCCUCCAUUUUGUUGCCUCUUUGGGACUGACAGACUCAGAAAUCCUCCUUAAGUUCAAAGGUUCUUUAUCGAACGCAUCUGCAUUGUCUGAUUGGAGUGACAAGACCACACCAUGCACAAAAAAUAAUGCAACAAAUUGGGCUGGUGUAAUUUGUGUUGACGGGAUCGUUUGGGGUUUACAACUUGAAAAUAUGGGGCUGGCUGGCAAGAUUGACAUGGAAACUCUACAGGCUUUGCCAGAUUUGAAAACACUCAGCAUCAUGAACAAUAACUUCGAUGGUCCCAUGCCAGAGUUCAAGAAAAUUGUUUCAUUGAGAGCGGUUUAUUUGUCCAACAACCAUUUCUCAGGGGUGAUCCCACUGGAUGCUUUUGAUGGCUUGUUGAAACUGAAGAAAGUGUAUUUAGCACAAAAUGAGUUUACUGGUGCCAUUCCUUCAUCUUUGACUGCCCUGCCCAAGCUUUUGGAUUUGAGGCUUGAAGGCAACCAAUUUACUGGGCAGCUACCAGAUUUGACUCAGAAUCUUCUUUCAUUCAGUGUGUCAAACAAUGCAUUGGAGGGGCCAAUCCCCGCAGGUCUCAGUAAGAUGGACUCGAGCUCCUUUUCAGGCAACAAAGGUCUAUGUGGACCGCCGUUAAAGGAAUGUAAUACCAUCAACAGCAACUCUGACUCCAAGAAACCACCUGUGCUACUAAUCGUGAUCAUUGCUGCAGUUGUGGGAUUACUACUGGGUGCCAUUGUUGCAGCAUUCUUGUUCCUUCGUCGUCAACGCCAAAGACAACCAUCAGCCUCAUUAGAAGCACCACCACCACCAAUACCGUCAAACCUCAAAAAGAAAACGGGUUUCAAGGAAGAAAACCAAAGCCCAUCAAGCUCACCAGACCACUCGGUAGGUAGCAAGAAAGGGGAACCUCCAAAGCUGUCCUUCGUGAGGGAUGAUAGGGAGAAGUUUGAUUUGCCAGACUUGUUAAAGGCCUCGGCUGAGAUAUUAGGAAGCGGUUGCUUCGGGUCCUCUUACAAAGCAGCGCUUAACUCUGGGACGAUGAUGGUGGUUAAGAGGUUUAAGCAGAUGAAUAAUGUCGGGAAAGAAGAGUUUCAAGAGCAUAUGAGGAGGUUAGGGAGAUUGAAGCACUCUAACUUACUUCCUCUUGUGGCUUACUAUUAUAGGAAGGAAGAGAAGCUCUUGAUUACCGACUUUGUUGAGAAAGGCAGCCUAGCUGUUCAUCUUCACGGUCAUCAAGCUCUAGGUCAACCAAGCCUUGAUUGGCCAAGCAGAUUGAAGAUUGUCAAAGGAGUAGUAAGGGGUCUUGCAUACCUCUAUAAAGACCUUCCGAACAUAAUUGCUGCCCACGGCCACCUUAAAUCUUCCAAUGUUCUUCUCACUCAAUCCAACGAGCCCUUGCUCACCGACUAUGGACUAGUUCCUGUGAUCAACCAAGAGAAUGCUCAAGAGCUCAUGGUAGCCUAUAAGUCCCCUGAAUACUUGCAUCACGGCCGGAUUACCAAGAAGACCGAUGUAUGGAGUCUAGGGAUAUUGAUACUUGAGAUCUUAUCAGCAAAGUUGCCAGCAAAUUUCGUACCGCAAGGCAAGGGAAGCGAGGAGGAAGAUUUGGCAAAUUGGGUCAAUUCUGUUCCUCAUGAAGAGUGGACUAAUGUGGUGAUUGAUAAGGAUAUGACCAACGGGCCAACAAAGCAAAAUGGUGGUGGUGAAAGUGAGGUGAUCAAGCUAUUGAAGAUUGGUUUGAGUUGUUGUGAAGCGGAUGUGGAGAAGAGGAUAGACUUGAAGGAAGCUGUUGAGAGGAUUGAAGAAAUAAAAGAGAGAGAUAGUGAUGAUGAUUUUUUCUCCUCAUAUGCUAGUGAAGGAGACAUGAGAUCUUCAAUAGGAAAGUCUGAUGACAUCACAUUCUCUUAAAUAUUUCUAGUAUGCUUGAGUUAAAAACUGGAUUUCUAAUCUAUUAGAGGGGGGAGGGGGUCAGAAAUAUACAUAUUUUUUUUUUUUGGAGUUGAAUGAAGAGCUAUGGGAACGAUAAUGUAGUUCUUGUGGAUGUAAAUGCAGGAUGGAAGUUGGAGUGAAAGUGGGAUUGCCAAUGCGCUUUUUUUUUUCUUUUUUCUUUUUCAUUUUCAUGUUUUCAUUUUUCCCUUCCUGCUAGCAAUGUCUUCAACUUGCAUGCCUCCCUCUCUACAUUACUAUCAUGGAAAUAAAUAAAAAUAUUACUAUAAUUUCCAUAUUAAAA
Messenger RNA from Populus nigra (black poplar), 4025 nucleotides. RefSeq names its product pollen receptor-like kinase 1. The transcript has 3 exons. Gene Ontology annotation, molecular function: ATP binding; protein kinase activity; protein binding. The record is from RefSeq and is a predicted model, not a curated record. Lineage: Eukaryota; Viridiplantae; Streptophyta; Magnoliopsida; Malpighiales; Salicaceae. Gene Ontology annotation, biological process: protein phosphorylation. Bases 1601 to 3703 code for a protein of 700 amino acids.